CUCAAAAGUCACCGUUCUUCGGAUCUUUUCCUGCAUUUUCGUUCCUUUUUUGACGAGACCUUCUUUUGGGAGAGACAUCAGCCUCGUUUGAUUCUUCUCCAUUGAAACACAAGGACUUGGGCCAGUCAGAAAUACAGUCUCAAGUGGUCAGUUGCUUGACGAUUGUAAGAUUUUCGAAUUCUUCCUCAGCGCUCAGCCCAUGUUCUCCACAAAAUAAUCGCAAAGGACCAAAGUCUAGAGCAGGACCACCGAGGGACACAAUGGUUGAUCAGCCGCUUGCGUUCAUUCCGUCCGUGAAAUCUAUGUUUGCAGCAGGUCGCGAUCCAUCAACCGCUUUCAAAGACAUACGUUCACCUUCUAAAUUGCGAAACCGUAUCAGGGCACAAAAGAGGAAAUAUUUCGACUAUCGCUUUGUCAAUGCCGGCCAGGUGUCUCAACCACACUAUGCUGCGUCUGAGCAUUAUGCAUUUUUCGCACCCACGUUCCCGGCAGACCUGUCUACUUGCCAGACCGUGAAUCUCACUAAGCAGCAGCUGUUCAAAGAAGCCCAGUUCACAGCGCCAUUAUACAGGAAAGGCUCAUGCGCUUGCUGCCGAUCAUGGCGGGCUCGUGAUGCCGAAUGGAGGAAGAGAGCUGCCCGAGAAGAGGCAUAUAAUUGGAAUAAGAUCAAGCUUCACCAAGAUUUCUCUGACGUGUCAGGCUGGGACUGCACGAAGUACGAUGAGCUGGCAUACCAAGACGUCGAGGAUUACUGGGAUGAGGUGUACUGCCACAGCUGCGAACUGUGGGAAACUGAAUUUGGAGCUCCCAACCUGCUUCCUGGAUAUGAGGGAGACGAACUGCAGACGGUGUACGACCUAGAGUCACUGGUAAUCAAUGCAUUAGCAGGUCUCGGAAAGCCCGUGGAAGAGGAAUUUGGGUGGGAAUAUCUAGCCAUGGAUGAGUGGGAUUCUCCAGAGUUACCUUGGGUCAGUGACCAAACUGAUGUCGUUGAGGAGGAGGAUGACUUCGAAUUGUUGUAA
Messenger RNA from Verruconis gallopava, 1022 nucleotides. RefSeq lists its product as uncharacterized. Lineage: Eukaryota; Fungi; Ascomycota; Dothideomycetes; Venturiales; Sympoventuriaceae. The record is from RefSeq and is a predicted model, not a curated record. The coding region runs from base 261 to 1022 and encodes 253 amino acids. The transcript has 2 exons.